This is a messenger RNA of Zonotrichia albicollis (white-throated sparrow), 1522 nucleotides long. The record is from RefSeq and is a predicted model, not a curated record. Lineage: Eukaryota; Metazoa; Chordata; Aves; Passeriformes; Passerellidae.
GCAACCUGGAUAUCUGGGCCAUUACUGUGGAGGAGAGAGCAAAGCAUGAUCAACAGUUCCAUAGUCUGAAACCAACUGCUGGAUUUAUCACUGGUGAUCAAGCCAGGAACUUCUUUUUCCAAUCUGGGUUACCUCAGCCAGUGCUAGCACAGAUAUGGGCUCUAGCUGACAUGAACAAUGAUGGCAGGAUGGAUCCCUUGGAGUUUUCCAUAGCUAUGAAGCUCAUCAAGCUGAAGCUGCAGGGGUACCAGCUCCCGGCCGCGCUGCCGCCCGUCAUGAAGCAGCCGCCCCUCGCCCUGCCCGCUGCCCCAGGAUUCGGUCUCGGGGGCAUUGCCAACAUGCCAUCCCUCAGCAGCGUGGCCCCGGUGCCCAUGGCAUCCAUCCCGGUGGUGGGGAUGUCCCCCCCGCUGGUGUCCUCUGUCCCCGCCGCCGUCCCUCCCCUGGCUAACGGAGCUCCUGCUGUCAUCCAGCCCCUGCCUGCUUUCGCUCACGCCGCCACUUUGCCAAAGAGUUCUUCCUUCAGCCGCUCGGGGCCGGGAGCUCAGCUCAAUGCCAAGCUGCAAAAGGCACAAUCCUUCGACGUGGCCAGCUCCCCUGCCGUGGCAGAGUGGGCUGUGCCUCAGUCCUCGCGCCUCAAGUACCGGCAGCUCUUCAACAGCCACGACAAAACCAUGAGUGGGCACCUGACAGGUCCCCAAGCAAGAACGAUUCUCAUGCAGUCCAGUUUACCCCAGGCUCAGCUGGCUACAAUAUGCAAUCAGAGUUUAACAGCCCUUUUCCCCCUCAUUUCCAUGCACAAAGUGACGUUCGAGGACAAGAAGAGGGAGAACUUUGAGCGGGGUAACCUGGAGCUGGAGAAGCGGCGGCAGGCCCUGCUGGAGCAGCAGCGCAAGGAGCAGGAGAGGCUGGCGCAGCUCGAGAGGGCCGAGCAGGAGAGGAAGGAGCGCGAGCGGCAGGAGCAGGAGCGCAAGCGGCAGCUGGAGCUGGAGAAGCAGCUGGAGAAGCAGCGCGAGCUGGAGCGGCAGCGCGAGGAGGAGAGGAGGAAGGAGAUCGAGAGGAGAGAGGCGGCCAAGCGCGAGCUGGAGAGGCAGAGGCAGCUGGAGUGGGAGCGCAACCGGCGGCAGGAGCUGCUGAACCAGAGGAACAAGGAGCAGGAGGACAUCGUGGUGCUCAAGGCCAAGAAGAAAACCCUGGAGUUCGAGCUGGAAGCUCUGAAUGAUAAAAGGAACCAGUUGGAGGGGAAGCUUCAGGAUAUCAGGUGUCGGCUGUCGACCCAAAGACAAGAAAUUGAAAGUACAAAUAAAUCCCGAGAACUCAGAAUUGCAGAAAUCACCCAUUUGCAGCAGCAGCUACAGGUGAGAAAAUGUCUAAUUUUAUUCUUAGCCUUGAAUUUUGAGCUCCUCAAAACCAUCAAUAUGCUGAGCAAACUUGGAAUGAGCUGUUCCUCACACUUAAGGAUAAUUUGUCAUUAAAUGAAAUGGAAGCUCCCAGUGAAACCAGGGAGUUUUUGGUCUAAGCCUGG